ACUUGUGCUCUUGCCGUCUAACAAGAAAAUACUCAUUCACAUAUCAAGAGACGAUAAGGCCUUCCUUAAACGCAAACUUUUAAACACGAACUUUCCUCAAGUAACAGAAAUAUUUAAACAGAAAAGAAAUUCAGUGAUUGUUCACACAGUAUCAACUCAUUCAUUUUAAUUUAUUACCUAAUUGUUAAUUACAAAGUAAAUAACUAUUUUUGUCGUAGUGGAGGCAAUCGCUGCUGUUAUAACAAAUAUGAGUGGACAGGUAAAUUUGAAGGUCUCAGUUUUGGCUGUGAUUAUAUAUUCGAUGAACUUUUUAUUAACUCCAACUUCAAGUGCUGCUAUCAAAAAGGAAAACUUAAUAGAUAUACCAGAAAAUUUUAAAAUGGAUUAUUCCAUAUUCUGCAAUUAUACAGAAUUCAGUGCCGCAUUCCUAGGUCCAGGAUAUAGUCAGUACUUCUUUUCAAAGAAUAUAUAUGAAGUAAAAGGUUCUAGAAUUAAUAAAUUUUCAAGGAAUGACCUUUUCCCUCAUUGCCCAUAUUAUGUAGAUGCUAUGGUUUAUUCAGAAACCACAAAGAAAGCAUAUAUUUUUAAAGGACAUGAAGUGUUUAUCUAUCUUUAUCAAAAUAUGAAAUUUCACUUCCUCAAGCGCAAAAUAUUUGGAAGAGGUUUCCCUAACAUUCCAGAAGCUGCUUUUACUUAUAAGGGAAAUAUAUAUAUCUUAAAAGAUAAAUUUUUAUAUCUAUGGAGUGAAGAAAGGAACACACUUGUUACUGACCAUGUUUUUCCUAUAUCAGCAUUAUGGAAAAAUAUUCCAAGUGAAAUAGAUGCAGUUUUUGAAUCAAGAAAUUCCAACUAUAUAUAUUUCUGGAAAUGGAACAUGCGUCACAUGGUAUAUUAUCAAGUAGAUAACAGCCAAGGUGGAGUUAUCAAGUCAGGAAGCUUCAAGUCUUUCUUUGGAUUUUGUUCUGUAUAAAGUAAUGAUUGCCAAAAUAAGAUUAUAUUUUUGUCACAAAAUCAACAUUAUCAUAACCAUUGGUUAAUAUGUUUGUGAGCCUAAAUCUUUGUUACCAUUCAUGAGAUUAUUUUUGUAAUAUACUCUUUUUUUCUUUUUAACACAAUAAAAUAAAUAGGUCUUUUAUUUUAUUGUGUAAAUGUACAUUUUUGGUUGUACUGCAAUUUAAAUGCCAUCAACCUAAAACAAUAUUUUGAAAAGAGAAACUUUGAAAUUUUUCUCACAAGCCUUGGCCAACAAUGACAAUAAAGGAGGGACCACAAAAAUAGAUUUUAGAUGCUCUGGUUGCUAGAGCAACUUUGUAUAUUUAUAAGUAUUUCAAUAUAUUUAUAAACAUUUCAAAGCUAAAUCUGUCACUGCUGGUACACUAAAUUCUUAAACAGAGCAGCUGGUCUCGACAUAACUUGGAUAUUUCCUCCUUGGCUCAAUGGAGUGUACCACAAGUAAAAACUGACAGCAGUACAAUGCUUCAUUAAGCUUGUGUGUUGCUACAAGAGUAUAUAGAGUGGUGGAGGAAGGAAAAGUAUCCUUGUCUUCAUUAUAUAAGUUUACUAAAUGUGAACUAUUCAAUAACUUUGGAAAUGGGUUGUACCAACUAAAGUCUUUUAGUUUUAUGAAGAUAUUGCCAAGAGGAAUAUGAAGUAAUUAUUCAUGUGGUGAAGUUUGUCAAAAAAGUUAUUUAUUUACAAAA
Octopus sinensis (East Asian common octopus) is the source of this 1700-nucleotide messenger RNA. Its product is annotated as 72 kDa type IV collagenase-like. The transcript has 7 exons. The record is from RefSeq and is a predicted model, not a curated record. Lineage: Eukaryota; Metazoa; Mollusca; Cephalopoda; Octopoda; Octopodidae. The coding region runs from base 248 to 970 and encodes 240 amino acids.